UCGGCUCGGCUUGUCGCGAUCUCGCGAGAAGACGAACGAUCGCACGAAUGGGUAGACGAACGAAUAACGAGUACAAGAUCGAUGGAAGGUAACAAUCGACACAUGUGUGGAGGCACUGUUGUGAAGCACAUGGAGCUUAUAUAAAGAACAGAACCUACGCUGCUCUACUCUUAUUUGCACUAUUGCUCUCCAGCGUGUAAGGCCGUCUGUUGUUGGUAUUAAAGUAAAGCUACUACCAGCAAAGAUCCCUGGCUGGUGCAGCACGGUGUACGACUAACAUUUCCCAACAAGUGUUUUAACAGUUAUAUCGUUCAUUUUUUGGAGGGUACAUUAUAUCUCUGAAAGCAUCCUUUUUAAGGAGGCAAUAGUUUUUGAAAAUCCUCAACAGAAGAUAUUAGCAAAAAUAUACAAAUAAAGAGUGGAGAGGUACUAAACCUUCAGUGAAAUGUGAAUAUGUGCAAUAGUUUUAUAAAACUUACAAACUGAGUGCAAAAACAGUCUUUUUGUGUGGUUUUGUUCUCUAUAGUGAGGAAAUACAUUGCCGAAGUGAAUGAUGAAAAUGCUUCUCUAUACUUUCAUGUUUUUUACUCAGCGCUAAUUACCAUAUCGAUCUAGACCAGAUUUCCGGCCCAACGGUAUCGAUGCUGUAGAUGAACAAAGGCAGAUCUAGUCUGUGACUAUUAGAAAGUUGAACUAUUGAACUAUUCGCCGAUUCAACGGAUUCGAUAAGAUCGAUAAGAUAGUGUAUUGCUUCUGCUACGUCUAGCGAUCCUCCAUAGUGCAGCACGAGUCACGAUGACAACUACACCGGCAUUUACGAUGGUCUCAAAGAGGAAACGAGUCGUUAAGCUAUGCUGCCUCGGAGUACUGUUUCUAACGUUGGCCUAUGCCAUCAUUGUGAUCGAUCCCACCGAAGUGAUUGUCGAAGAUAAACUGUCCAUGUAUGAAGGAUCCUACCUAAACCGUCUGUGGAAGAAACCACCGUUAGAGGUUUUCAUCAGUAUUUACGUGUUCAACGUUACCAACCCGGAGGCAUUUAUGCGUGGUGAGGAGCGUUUACGCGUGCAGGAAAUAGGGCCGUACGUGUACCAAGAGUUUUUGGAACAUCGCAACUCUACCUUCAACGCGAACGGAACGCUCAGCUUUGUGCCUGUUCGGCGCCAGGUGUUUGUACCCGAGCGAUCCGUGGGCGAUCCGAAGGAGGAUCGGAUUAUGAUACCGAAUAUAGCAUUGCUCGGCGUUUCCAGUGCAGCCUAUCGCAUGUCCACCUUUGCCGCAUUUGCAGUGGCAGCCGCCCUGAAACCGCUUGGCAUGGCGCCGAUCCUCAACAUCACCACGCACGACCUGCUCUGGGGCUAUGAAGAUCCGCUGGUAAGGAUCGCCUCCACCUUGCUGCCGGAGCUGAUACACUUCCAAAAGCUGGGCAUAUUAGAUCGAAUGUUUGACGAUGGAUUCGACACAGUUACCAUUAACUUGCCGGAGUCGGUUCGCAACCAACGGCAGGAGGCGGAAGAUAACGUCGUAGCGGACGAUGUGUCGGAUGAUCUGGCCGAGAGCCUGCAGGAAGAAUAUUAUCAUGAUAUGGUGCAGCAUUCGAGAACCGAGGAACCGAUCCGGGACUAUUCGAUCGACGUGUGGAAUGGAUCGCCAGGUCUAGCCCAUUGGGGUUACGUUGCAAAAGAUCAUUGGGAUGCUGAUACAAGAAACACACCAUGCAACACACUGCAAGGAUCCUACGAUGGAUCCGUUUUCCCCCGAAACAUAUCCAAAACGGAAGUGUUCAAAGUGUAUCGCAAAGCAUUCUGUCGCACAUUGCCGAUCGCCUUCGAACGGGAAGGAGAGGUGGAUGGCAUCAAAGCGUACUGGUUUUCGAUCCAAGAGAACGCAUUCGAAAGCUCCGUUGAUGAUCCAUACACUUCGUGCUACUGUAAAAGCAAUCAGUGCCUACCGAAAGGGCUAGGAGAUUUGAGUCCGUGCUGGUACAACAUACCCGUAGCAGUCUCCUUGCCGCAUUUCUACAAAGGUGAUCCUACUCUCUCGCAGGCGAUUGACGGGUUGAGCCCCAACAAGGAAAAACACGACGCUGUUAUCAUUAUGCAACCGGUUAGUGAUAAUCAUCGCCACGAUGCAACGAUGCAAUCAUACUCAAAUGCACCGAUCCCUAACAAUUUCAUCAUCUUUUGCUUCUGGCAGCAACUUGGCAUCCCGAUGAAAGCAAACAUCCGCGUCCAAAUCAGUCUUUUAACAAAUGUGAGCUUCAACUCGGAGCUGAGACCGUUUCACAACACUGUCAUUCCAUUGAUAUGGGCGGAAAUGUCGCUGGAAAAGCUCACGCCCGAACUAAUAUUGCUGCUGAACCUCCUGUUUGGCAUUGCGCCAUACCUGCAGAUAGGAUUCAUAUGCAUACUCGCAUUGCUGGGAGCCUCGUUACUGGCUACGGCGGCCCUAGUACUGCUGUGCUCGUCGGAAGUGGCUACGUUUGAGUACGAUCCGCGAAAAUCCAUUCGAUACUCGACCGUCAACAUGAUCCCGUACCCGUUGCGCAAAGAGCUGGAGAAAUAUGGCGAACCUGAGAUAAUACGGCGCGAGCCGCUGCUGAUAGAAAAUAGUGCAUAAUGAGCGUUUCUACUUAGCCCUAUUCGAAACCUUGUUCGACAAGGUAUUUGCCUUUAAGCUCCCUGUGUAGGUUAUAGGUGUUAUGGAAAAGAACAAAAGGACUGACAAUUUAUUCUUAUAGAAUAACUGCACUUACAGUUCUUUCGAGUGGCAACAAACGAUUCCUCUUGCUGCUCCACCACAGACUGUGGAGCGCCUCGUACACACUCAUUACGUUAGCAUCAUUGUGAUAUACUGUUUUAGUGGUAAGCUAGACGUAAACAAUGCAGUGACCAUGUGUAAGACAUUAACAACUCUUGCUUAGUAUUUUCCUAUCGUUACAAUGGGGCUGUUACGGUUGAGCCAAUCAAUACAGCUUUAGUCAAUCGAAGUAUAUGAUUCGUAAAGAUAGAAGAAUCUUGUUACACAGAUGUACAAAUAGUGAAUAUGGUGUUGUAUGUAUGGUAUACUGGAAAAAAAAACUAUGUAAAUAACACUGUUGUGAAAUGGAAUGGAUGGUAAUAUUAAACUUAUUCGAAAAAAAAUCAACAAACAGUUUCUCAUUUUGUACAAUUACUCCACAGAGUUGAAAAUAUUGCAGUGAAUUGUGGAUGUUUUUAGCUCGUUUUUUUUGUUUUUUGUGCAGGAUCAAAUCCCAUCCGGAUCUUUUAAUCAUGCGGUAUAUUAAGACUAAGCAUGCAGGUAUAUUAAGUGUAUUAAGUCAAGGAAGCCUGAAAUAGUUAAAAAGGAAAUACAAAGAAGAGUCACUAUAAAAUAAUUAUAUAAAAUGCACCUUUAAGAUGAUUUAAAUGCUUGGAAGGUGAGUACCGCAACAGUACCGAAGUCGUGGGACGUUGAGGUCGAUAGUGUGUGUUAUAACAAGAAUUAUUCGCUCUACAUAUGCUAUCCAUUUCAUUUGCGUGAAAUUGUGUGCAAUUACGGAUGAGAUUUUACGUUUGAAUCGAUGUUAUAUAAAAGAAGAGUGUUCAUUUCACCUGUCAUAUGAGGUGAAAUCUCGCUAGUGCAAUAAAAUAUAGUUUUUUUAUGAUUGUAAUUUUUGUUUAUGCAUAGUAUUGCUCAAAAUGUAAAUGGAUGUGCACUCAUAAUAAUUGUGGUAAAAUUUUGCAUUUUUUGAAUGCAUCAUAAAUUGCAUCUCCGCUUGCUCCCCGUUCCUUUACAAACGUGCGGGCAUGUCAAACUUAUUUUACUAGCGGACCACUUUAUAAUCAGUUAAGGCUUGGGCAGCAUCAAAGGGCAGCGUAUAUUAGCAAAGGCCAGCAAAUAAUAGCAUUUAAACUUGAUGUAUUUGUUUUAAAGGUUGUUAUAAUGAACAAAAAACUUAAUUUAAUGAGGCAAUAAAUGCACGAAAAGAUGAUGGAGGAUACAAAAAGAGAUAAAAUGAGCUAAUGAAUAAUACCAGGGUUUUGCAAACUUGAAAAAAACCUUUUGAAUUAGUAUUAGAACAUUAUUAAAAUUAUUUUUGGAGUUAGUUUAAUUAUCUCCACACGCCUUUGACGCAAUAUUGUCCGAACCUUACCGUAAUGCUGGGUAAUUUUCGUAAAUAUAAAUGUUUU
Molecule: messenger RNA, 4169 nt
Organism: Anopheles stephensi (Asian malaria mosquito)
Lineage: Eukaryota; Metazoa; Arthropoda; Insecta; Diptera; Culicidae
Product: scavenger receptor class B member 1
Exons: 8
Coding region: 796-2616 (606 amino acids)
Cellular component (GO): cytoplasm; membrane
Molecular function (GO): scavenger receptor activity
Source: RefSeq, a predicted model, not a curated record